Molecule: messenger RNA, 3126 nt
Organism: Schizophyllum commune H4-8
Lineage: Eukaryota; Fungi; Basidiomycota; Agaricomycetes; Agaricales; Schizophyllaceae
Product: WD40 repeat-like protein
Exons: 9
Coding region: 1-2781 (926 amino acids)
Biological process (GO): maturation of SSU-rRNA
Cellular component (GO): small-subunit processome; Pwp2p-containing subcomplex of 90S preribosome
Molecular function (GO): protein binding; snoRNA binding
Source: RefSeq, a predicted model, not a curated record
AUGGUACAGAGCUAUCUGCGACACGGGCCGACCCAGGCCUUUGGUUUGGUCUGCAGCUCUUCGUCCAACUCGUGCUACGAUGGAAAGUAUGCGUACGUCCCCGCUUUGGAGGAUGUGCUCGUGUGGGACGUGAAGAAGGGUGUACAGGUCGCAAUGUGGCACGAGACCGGAUUCAGAUCUGAAGUCACUUGCAUCUUGCACUCGCCUCAGCCAGACAUCUUCGCGGUUGGGUACGCCGAUGGAUCAGUUCGCCUCUGGAGCGCUUCCGCUGCCUCUGUCACCACCACUUUCAAUGGUCACAAGAAGGCUGUGACCGUUCUCGCGUUCGAUGAGAAGGGAACGCGGCUCGCGUCUGGCUCGCAAGACACGGAUCUCAUCGUCUGGGACGUAGUUGCCGAGGCUGGCCUGUUCCGUUUGCGCGGUCACCGCGACCAGAUUACUGCCAUACGAUUCCUCCAGAGCGCCGACAAUGCGCCCUCAUCCUCUACUGCAACUGCCGCAGGCCUCCUCCUCACCUCCUCCAAAGACACGUUCGUCAAGCUUUGGGACCUUUCUACCCAGCACUGCAUACAGACCGUCGUCGCUCACCGAACAGACGUCUGGUCCCUCGCCGUCGACGCCGACGAGUCCCUCUUCUUCACCGGCUCUGCAGAUGGCGAGCUCAAAGCCUGGUCCAUCGACCGCGACGCGCUUGCCGAGGGCCUCAAGGAGACUGAGUCGGGCGACAUCGUCAAGAUAAUCACCCCCGCCGCUACCCUCCCGCUCGCCUCCAAGCACCGCGUGGCGCAGAUCGCGUUCCAUCCGACGAAGCCGUACCUCGCGGUGCAGUCGCACGACCGCACGGUCGAGAUCUUCCGCAUACGCACGGAGGAGGAGGUGCGGAAGAAGCAGGCGCGCAGGCAGAAGCGCGCGAAGGCGAAGGGGAAGGAGGUGCCCGUCGCGGAGGAUGCGGAGGAGAUCCAGUUGGUGGAUCUGUUCACGCCAUAUCUCGUCAUCCGGGCGAGUGGGAAGUGUCGCUCGUUUGACUUUGGGUCGGAUAACUCGAAGACGGGGGCCGUUCAGAUUCUGCUGGGACUGAGUACGAACUCUGUCGAGAUCUACUCCAUCCCACCUCCGACGAAGAAUAAGGAAUCUCCACCAGAGGCUUCGCGCCUGUACACCGUCGACAUUCCUGGGCAUAGGACUGACGUCCGAGCGCUGUCGUUGACCCGCGACGACCAGAUACUGGCUUCCGCGUCUAAUGGCUCCGUCAAAAUCUGGAACAUGAAGACCACCUCCUGCAUCCGCACCAUGGACUGCGGUUAUGCCAUUUGCUGCACCUUCCUCCCCGGCGACCGACACCUCGCCGUCGGCACCAAGUCCGGCGAGAUCCUGAUAUACGACGUUGCGGCGUCCGCACUCAUCGACACCAUCAAGGCGCACACCAGCACGGCGUGGUCGUUGCAUGUGCGGGAGGAUGACGAAGUGCUUGUCAGCGGGAGUGCGGACAAGGAGGUCAAGUUCUGGGAGUUCGAGUGGAGACAGGAGGGGAAGGAGCACAGCGGUCGCCAUUUGACGCUCGCACAUACGCGUACGCUCAAGAUGUCGGACGAGGUCUUAUCUGUGCGCUUCAGCCCCGAUGGGAAGUUGCUCGCAGUCGCCCUGCUCGACGCUACCGUCAAGGUCUUCUACCAAGACACCCUCAAAUUCUUCCUUUCGCUAUAUGGGCAUAAGCUUCCCGUCCUCGCCAUGGACAUCUCUGACGACUCGAAGCUCCUCGUAUCCUGCUCCGCGGACAAGAACGUCAAGAUAUGGGGUCUCGACUUCGGCGACUGCCACAAAUCGUUGUUCGCGCACGAUGGGAGUGUGAUGCAGGUCGCGUUCGAGCGCAGCUCUCACUACUUCUGGAGUGUCGGCAAGGAUGGUUUGUUGAAGUACUGGGAUGGUGACAAGUUCGAAAACAUCCAGAAGCUCGAGGGCCACCACAGCGAAGUCUGGGCGCUCGCCGUCAGCCAUCAUGGUAAAUUCGUCGUUACUGGCUCGCACGACAAAUCCAUCCGCGUCUGGGAGAAGCUCGACGAGCCGCUCUUCCUCGAAGAAGAGCGCGAGCGUGAGCUGGAGGGCAUCUACGAGUCCGGCAUCGCCGACGCGAUGAAUGUCGACGGCGAUGGUGAGGAGAAUCGCGCGGAGGCAACCGCAGUGAGCAAGCAGACGACGGAGACGCUGAUGGCGGGCGAGCGCAUCAUGGAGGCGCUGGACCUCGCGGACAAGGAGCGCGAGACGUUCGCGGGGUACGAGGAGGCGGUGGCGAGGGGGGAGGCGAUGGGGUUGCAACCGCCGCCGAGAAAUCCGAUUUUGGCUGCGUAUGAUGAGGAGCCUGAUGCGUAUGUGCUGAGGGUGGUGGAGAAGGUACCGAGUACGGCCCUGCAGGAUGCGCUGUUGGUGCUGCCCUUCGACAAGGUGGUGUCCUUGAUGUGGUAUCUGAACGUUUGGGCUCAGAAGGACUGGAACAUUAUUCUCACCUCUCAGAUAAUCUUCUUCCUCCUUCGCACCCACCACCACCAAAUCGUCGCCAACCGCAUAAUGCGCACGUCCCUCAUUCCUCUUCGCCGUCAUCUACGCGCUGCACUGCAAAAGCAGAAGGAGGUGCUCGGUUACAACCUCGCCGCGCUACAAUUUAUGAAGCGCAAGGUCGAUGCAGACCGCACGGCUGAGUUCUACGAGCAGGAGAUGGACGAGGAGAAGAUUCGCGAGAAGAUCGCGGAGGGGAAGAAGCGCAAGCGCGUCAGCAUACGUGCUUGAGCGGGUGGACGUUCGGCAGAUUGGCAAGUAUCAUUGUGCAUAUCAUCAUCUACUAGUCAUGUUGUACAGUACGCUUCAAGCAAAAAUAACGGAGAAUGGGCGAUCAACGCUCUCGAAUUCCAGUGGUCUACAGGCUGCUGAAGGACAUGCUGCGCAUCGCGGUCGCCAGCUGCUUCGUCCCUGUCGUAGCGUUCGCUGCUUGCAGCAAAGAAUCGAUCUCCUGUAUGUAGCGCGUCGCCGUCGCGAAUGUGCGCUGCCGGGCAUCCCUCUCCCAGGCGUUCAUGGUGUUUUGUUGCUCCCAUAAAGUGGACAUGUUCGCCUCGAGCUGCAAUGCAUGUGUUCAGU